This is a messenger RNA of Phymastichus coffea, 6680 nucleotides long. It is a transcript of the gene Nrg, whose product is annotated as neuroglian. The coding region runs from base 227 to 3967 and encodes 1246 amino acids. Gene Ontology annotation, molecular function: protein binding. The transcript is spliced from 11 exons. The record is from RefSeq and is a predicted model, not a curated record. Gene Ontology annotation, biological process: cell-cell adhesion. Lineage: Eukaryota; Metazoa; Arthropoda; Insecta; Hymenoptera; Eulophidae.
AGCCGCGCUAUAGUUCCGUAGCCUCGCGAGAACAGAGCGAGUCCUGCGACUCGACAAGUGUGUGGUGUGUGUGUGCGCGAGUGUUGUGGAAAAAAAAUUUGUUCAAAGGCGCGACCAGGAUGGCUUGGUGACGGCUCAUCCUCCUUAUCCGGCAGGAUUUACGAAUCCACGAACGGUAGAGAGUGAAACAGAACCAGCAAAAGCAGUACAAGAUUAGCCAGCAAAUAUGAGGCUCACAAUAUGUAUCGUGGCAACGCUUGUGCUGCACGUCGCAGCCUUAACACAAUCUCCGCCGAGGAUUUCAAAGCAACCACCUACAGACGAACUUUUGUUUCAAGUGGCUCAGGUCUUUAUUAAUGAAAAUGAGAAGCCGUUUCUCAUUGAGUGUGAGGCAGAAGGCGAGCCGGCACCUACAUACGACUGGAUAAAGAACGGCAAAGAGUUCAAAUGGCAGGCCUACGACGAUCGCAUAUCGCAGCAGCCGGGCCGAGGCACGCUGGUGAUCUCGAAGCCACGAGACGAGGAUCUUGGACAAUAUCAGUGCUUCGCGAAGAACGAGUGGGGCGUCGCAACCUCCAACUCGGUCUUCGUGCGCAAAGCCGAGCUGAACUCGUUCAAGGACCAGCCACCGGAAACGAUGAGAGUGAACGAGGGCGACCCCUACAAGCUCACCUGCCAGCCGCCCGACGGCUGGCCGAAACCCAAUGUCUACUGGCUGAUCCAGGACAUGAACGGCGGAAUCAAGUCCAUCAACAACUCGCGCAUGACCCUGGAUCCCGAGGGCAACUUGUGGUUCAGCAACGUCACCAAGUGGGACGCGUCCGACAAUUACUAUUACGCCUGUGCCGCCACGUCGCUGUUCAGAAACGAGUACAAAGUCGGCAACCGCGUGAUCCUCGAGGUGGCCACGACCGGCGCGAUCGCCAGUUCUAACAAGCGCGAGCCCGUCAAGCAAUACGUCAGCAGGAAGAACGAGGUCGCCUUGCGCGGCAAGAAGAUCGAGCUGUUUUGCAUCUACGGUGGCACUCCGCUGCCGCUCACCGUUUGGAGUAAAAACGGACAGCGGAUACGGCCUAGCGACCGGGUGACCGAGGGCAACUACGGCAAGUCUCUGGUCAUCAAACACGUCAAUUUCGAUGACAAGGGCGUCUACACGUGCGACGUGUCCAACGGCGUUGGAUCUGCCCAAUCGUACUCGAUCAAUCUAGAAGUUUUGUCCGUGCCGUAUUUCACGGUCGAGCCAGAGAUCGUCAACGCCGCCGAAGGCGAGACUGCCGAGUUUAGAUGCGAGGCCAGUGGUGUGCCGGAACCCGAAAUCAAGUGGAUCCACAACGGCAAACCGAUAUCCGAGAGUCCACCCAAUGAGAACAGAUACACGAAAGCUGGCAGAAUUAUACUCAAGAAUUUGAGGAAGCAAGAUACCGGCAAUUAUGGUUGCAACGCCACCAAUUCCCUCGGCUAUGUCUACAAAGACGUGUACGUGAACGUGCUGGCUCUGCCGCCGGAAAUUCUUCAACCGCCAAUGGACGAGUCGACUGUCGAUGGUAAAACGAUUAAGAUGACCUGCCGGGUAUUUGGUGCACCAAAGCCAGCCGUCAAGUGGAUAAGGAAUGGCCAGGAAUUGACCGGUGGACGUUACAGAACAUUGGAGACUGGUGAUCUGCAGAUUCAAGACGUAACGUUCUCCGAUGCUGGCGAGUACAGCUGUUACGCGACAAAUAACCUCGGUAAUGCAAAUGCAACCGGUCAUUUAGCGGUUAAAGAACACACGAAAAUCACCGAUGUGCCCGAAGAUUAUGAGGUGGCUGCUGGCGAUACCGCAACGUUCAGAUGUAACGCUGUAACGGACUCAACAUUGCCACUGCGAAUUGACUGGUUGAGUAAAGGCGAGCCAAUAGAUUUCGAAUCUGAACCGCGUUUCAUUCUGAGUACCGACAACUCGCUAAUGAUAACCAAGACCACUGAGUUGGAUUCCGGUACGUACACCUGUGUCGCCAGUACGGACCUGGAUGAAGCUAGAGCUCAAGCCACCCUGAUAGUACAAGACGUGCCGAAUCCACCGACACUCCUCGGCGUGACGUGUGGUUCCAACGAUGCUCACGUUACCUGGAUUCCUACAAGCGACAGUCGUUCGGCCAUCCUACGUUUCUCCAUCCAAUAUAACACAUCUUUUACGCCAGAUACCUGGGAAAUAGCCAAAGAUCACGUUCCUGCCACCGAUCAAAGUUACACUAUUGGAUUGACUCCGUGGGCUAACUACACAUUCCGUGUAAUUGCCUGGAAUAAGAUUGGACCGUCCCAACCGUCAUCACACAGUACCGUAUGUACAACCCUACCUGACGUGCCUUACAAGAAUCCUGACAACGUCGAGGGCAAGGGUGACGAUCCGCAAAAUCUCGUCAUUAAAUGGACUGUUAUGCCGCAAAUCGAGCACAACGCGCCUAAGUUUAUGUACCGAGUUUACUACAAGCGCGAUAUUCCCGGAGAAAAGUGGACUAUCGAGGAUAUACACAAUUGGAGAACGAAUUACCUUAAAGUUAACAACCAACCCACCUACCAACGAUACAAAAUCAAGGUUGGCGCGAUCAACGAAAGAGGAGAGUGUAGAGAACCGCCGCAAGAGAUUAUUGGCUACUCUGGGGAAGAUGUGCCAAAGCAAGCUCCAGGUAACUUUACUCUUGUCGAGGUGAGAUCUAGUACGACAGCUUUGUUAUCGUGGACAAAGGUUCCCGACGAAACAGUGAAAGGUGAAUUACGUGGCUAUAAAAUUGAAACUUGGACCGACAGAGAUGGCGAGGAAGCUUUGCGGGAAUAUAAUGUGGAAGGAGCCGUCAAGACUUACGCUUUGGUCAAUAAAUUUGUUCCUUACAGCAAAAAUUACGUCAGAAUUAAGGCUUACAAUGGACGAUUCAAUGGGCCACCUUCGGAAGUAAUUAGUUUCGAUACGCCGGAAGGAGUGCCAGGAACUGUAAUGGGUAUGGAAGCAUACCCAGUCGGCUCCACAGCAAUGAUGUUACAUUGGAACAAACCUGUCGAGAUCAAUGGUAUUUUGACAGGUUACAAAAUUACUUUUCAAAAGGUGAACGGAUCAAAAAUCGAACCAGAAAUGGAAAGACAUCCGCAAAUCCGUGAUCCAGAAGCUACUUCUGCCAAACUACCAGGUCUCAAUCCGCAAACAAAGUAUCGCAUCAUCAUUCGUGCUACCACGGGCGCUGGAGAAGGACAAGCUUAUUUUGUGGAGAAAAUGACGCCAGCAUCGAGACCUCCAGACAAGCCAACCUUCACCUAUUAUGCCAUUCCUAAAGAGAGUGGACUAACGAAUUUGAGAAUCGUCUGGCAAGUUAAAUCGGAUGGUUUUCCAGGAAGUCACUUUUUCGCCAAGUAUCGAUUGGUAGGUGAAACGAUCAACACGGAGACGGACCGCGAGAAAGAGACAAACGAAAUUGAAAUUCGCGCGCUCGACAGCGGGCGCACCUAUAUUGUUUCUCUCGUCGCGGAGGAUGGAGAAUACUACACUGAAAGUGAUCCGCAGACCGUUGACUUAGUUUACAACGAGGGACCCAUCAUACAAGCACAAGAGAACGUUGCUAGUACUGGCUGGUUCAUCGGAAUGAUGCUGGCGAUUGCGUUCUUGCUGUUUAUUCUUGUUAUUGUGUGCGUCAUCAAACGCAAUCGAGGCGGCAAGUAUGCCGUACACGAAAGAGAAUUAGCUGCUGGCCGCGCUGACUAUCCCGAGGAAGGUUUCCACGAGUAUUCGCAACCGUUGGACGGCAAAUCCGCAGGUGGCAGAACAUCGAUGGCCUCUUCGUCUCAUCAGGACGGCAAACACCCCGAGUCUGACACCGACUCGAUGGUCGAAUUUGUCGAGGGCGACACGGGUAUGAACGAGGAUGGCUCGUUCAUUGGCCAGUACGGACGACAUAGGAAGCAUCCUCCGAAAUCUCAAGCGUUUGCCACGCUUGUCUAAGGACGUUUCACGGAAGACGGAUCAUUCAUUGGUCAAUACGGGCCGAAGGGCAGACCGAUGGGAGAGAUUCCACCGCCUCUUCUAAUGGGCACUUCGGCUACUUACGUGUAAUCAACCGACCUCCAGAGAAACAAGAACAGCCCUCGCGAGUGCCCACAUCCAAAUGGCGCAGACUAUGCAGCUUUCGCUGGGCGCAACAUACAUACAUACACAUACACACACACGCACACACACACACAGACACACACGCGCACGUCUAAUCUUUAAUUACUGACUGAGAAAAACAAAAUUAUCUAUUAUUGAUGCACUGUAGUAAUUAAUCGUGAUCACAGGGCCUCUAAACGUUGCUUUUUGUACGUGAAAUGCGCUUUAGAUGGAAGAAAUCAAAAGAGGAGAACGAUCUUUUUGUUCUUAAGCGUUAAACUUCCUUCUUAAUAUUUUUUACUACGAUUAUUUUUACAGAAUGUUUUGUAACAAAAGCCUUCUCCCCGCCUCACUUUCAUUUACUUUUCAAACGACAAUGAUAGUUGAAACAUAGUGCUCAGCGAUUACUUGAUAUAUCAAAGAGCAAAUCCAGAAUAUAUAGACAAAAUAUAUUAUAGAAAUUUAUAUAUUCCAUUUCUUUUUUUCGAGAGGCGAGAUGAAUCCUUGCGGUCAUGAAAGUCAUUAUCGUACCGGGGCAGCUAUAUGUAAAUUGUAAUUUAUGAUAAUUCUACGUAGCAAUGUUGUUAUUUGCUAAGCAUUGCGUUCCGCGUGAAUAACGACCGCUCUCUUAUAUUUCUAUUUAACAGAACUACGCGCAUCUGCGUUCGAUAUCGCAAUCUGCGUAGGAAAAAAAACACGACAGUUUUCUAACGUUUUUAAUCAUUGUUUAUAGUACUUUGUCGAUUUUGACAAUUGAUAACUUGGAUUUUGAUUUUUAUUCGUUUGCCUUUUAGUUUCACUUGUUUGUUUCCGUCGUGCUCCUCAAUUUUGAAUCUGUUUUUAAUAAUAAAAGAAAGAAAUAUCUUGUUAUAUAUAUUAUAUAAAUAUAUAUGUAAGCUAACUUCCCUUCGUUGGAAACUUCCAGUAUUUUUCAUACAAGUGAUUAGAGAUGGAUUUUUAAUCAUUAUUUUUAAAUGAGACGCGUUUUUUAAUCUCUUGCUCUUAUUUUAAUUAUUUCGAACGUCCGUUUGGUUACUGUUUUCUUCUCGAUAACGAGUCUUACUUCUUUUCACGCGGAAUAUCCUUCUACAUUUCACAGUACAAAAACAAAUAGAGAUGAAAAGAAUAAUGUUAAAUAGCAAAGAUAUCAAUUAUCUCCCACAUUGAGAUAAUAGUAUGAAACAUAUGUAUAGAGAAAGUAUAUGAAGCUGAAAAAAGAAGGAACGAGAUCAAUAUAAAGCCAUCGACUUAGCAAAGACGCUUGAAAAAUCAGAAAACUAACAUGCCGAGCAAACCCUUUCCUAUUUACACUGUUAAAUCAAAGGUGACAAGCGAAUCGAUCGCCGAAUGUGUCGGAACAGCUAUUUUUCUCUCUAGGUUUAGUUUACGAAUCUCUAAAAUGGAACUUUUUGAUAUUAUUUACAAAUGAAAAAGAAAAUGUUUAGUUUGUAGGUUUGAUUGAUCAUGUGAUUUAUCAAGUAGCGAAAUCUUGCAAACAUAACAAAUUAAUUUUAGUGUGCUCUAGAUUAAGUGUAAGGUACAAAAUUAUUUAUUAUUCGAAAGUUGACGUAAGAAUCAUGAAAUUGAUUUUUUACAAGCUUCGGCGAUCGACUCUCAGCGCAUCCUCGACGAAUCUACGAUGUGUAUUGCAAUUAUACAUAAUCAUUUGCCGACGUAAUUGUAAGAUCGUAAUCAUCGCGCGCAUUUUCUCAAAUGUACAUUGUACUCCCUUGUUAGUAUUAAGAAACGAAUACAUUGUUUCACGCUCGAGGCUCGAUUACUUCGACUUUUUGUUUACAUUAUUGGAGAAGGAGCGAUGUAGUCGAGUGCACUCGUGCGUAAGACGAUAAUUUUUUUACGAUGUAAUAACAGAAACUACAGAAACAUAAAACUAUUUCAAAAGGCGGACUCGAUUUUUUUUUGUUAUCGUGGCCGCUGUCGCUGUCCGUUGGAAGUCAUUCACCGACAACUCACCCACGUACAUGUAUGACUGUAUUGUAAUUAUCUUCGAGUUUAACAUGCAAAUGCACAUGAAGAAAACGAGCCAAGCGAUGAAUAAUCUAUCAAGUUUUUUUAUUGCGACGUUUGUACCUACCACCCAAAUGCGUUCUAACGAUUUUAUUGUUAGUUUUAACUGCGAACGCGUAUUAAGUUUUUUGUAAUACCUCUCUCUUUAGUUCCCCGAUUUUUGUAAGAUUUACUCGUCGUUUUAAGUUGUGCGAAUAUUGUAAUGGCCAUCCCUUUUCACUGCCCCGCUAAAAAGAAAAAAAUCGGAUGGAAGUUUUUUUGUAUAUUAGAAGGUUCAAAGACCGGUAGAUACAGCCAGUCGAUUGAGAGCGUGUUCAUUGAAAAAAUUUUAACUGGCAUAAAGCUACCCUCUGUUCAUAAUUAGCUUGAGAUGUAUAAAUAUAAGUAUUUGAGCCUGGAUCUACUGUGGCCUUUGAACAUCUAUCAGAUUUCUUUUCUUUCAUUGGAGAUUGAGAUAAUGAUAAAAGAAAAUCUUUUGUUCUUAAAUCACAUUGUCGUAUUGUUGUGUAACAUCUGCAUUCACUCUCACGUCAAUAAAGAG